Molecule: messenger RNA, 1345 nt
Organism: Cyprinus carpio (common carp)
Lineage: Eukaryota; Metazoa; Chordata; Actinopteri; Cypriniformes; Cyprinidae
Product: amine sulfotransferase-like
Biological process (GO): sulfation
Cellular component (GO): cytoplasm
Molecular function (GO): sulfotransferase activity
Source: RefSeq, a predicted model, not a curated record
CUAGGUUUUCUCCACUGUUACGCUUGUUGGUUUGGUUCAGUAAGAUCUCAAACAUGGCUCAGCAGGAAUACAAAAUGCUUAGUGACAAAAUGUUCACCUACAAAGGAACUGUCAUAACUUUGGCAGAAAAUCAUGAUCUUACUCCAGAAUACAUUGACAGUUUAGAGGAUUUUGAAACAAAGGAUGAUGAUGUCUUUGUUGUCACCUUCCCCAAAUCUGGUACGGUGUGGACCCAACGGAUCAUGACAUUAAUAUAUGCAGAAGAUUUCCCGGACAAAGCCAACCAAAUCACAUACGAGCAGAUGCCCUGGCUGGAGUAUCGGAUAACAGGGAGAGAUUACAACACACGUCCAUCUCCAAGACUCUUCUGCUCCCAUUUACUCCACCCGCUGAUGCCCAAAAUGCUGCAAAGAAAAGGAAAAGUCAUCUAUGUCAUGAGAAACCCUAAAGACGUCAUGGUGUCAUAUUUCCAUUUUUCCAACAAUAUGAAAAACCUGGAUUCCUCUGAGAGCUUCGAUGAGAUGCUGGAAAAAUUCUUCACAGGAUGGAUGGUUGGUGGCUGUUGGUUUGAUCAUGUUAAAGGAUGGAUCACAAAUAAAGACAAAUACAACAUCCUGAUCCUUACUUAUGAAGAAAUGAUCAAGGACCUCAGAUCUGUCGUUGUGAAAAUCUGUGAGUUUGUGGGAAAGAAUCUGUCAGACGCAGCGAUUGAUAAAGUGGUGGAGACAGCAACAUUCAAUCACAUGAAGAAAGACCCCUUGGCCAACUAUGAAUCCCUUUCUCUGACUGCUGCAGACCGUCCAAAAGGACUUUUUUUGCGCAAAGGAACAGUUGGGGACUGGAAGAACUCUUUAACUGUGGCUCAGAGUGAAUGUUUUGAUCGUGUCUACCAAGAAAGAAUGAAGGAUGUACCUCUUAACAUGGUCUGGGACAUCUCAGAAUUGCAGGGAUGAAAACUCAAGACGUGGCAUCCAUUUAACAAACUAAUAAAGAUAAAACACUAUCAUGAUCAUAAAAGGAACACAUAAUGUGAAUGGAUGUGUUGGCUACAUGACCAUAUAAAAAGAGAUAACAAUCAGGGAUUAAUGAGGUCAAUACUGGCCUUCUGAACUUUAUGUGGUGUGAAAAAUGAAUUUUAAAAGUCCAAAUAUUCUAAUGUUCUUAAGUUUUUUUUUUUUUUUUUUACUUUUUCAUUAUUUUUUUUUAGGUUCACUUCAUUGGUCAUGUGGUGUAAAAAAAAAUAAGCCUUAUUACUGUUUGUUUCCAUUCACCUUAUUUACAAAGAAAAAAUGUUUUCUCUAUGUAAAUCUUUUUAUCUAAAUAAAUCUGAAAAUAACUUAUGAAA